GCCCCACGAGAAUGAACUGGAUGGCAGCGACGUGCUGGGCUCUGCUGCUAGCCGCCGCCUUCCUCUGCGACAGCGGCGAGACCAAGGGUGGCCGUGGAGGGGCCUCGUCCGGUUCAGGCUGGAGGAGGGCCCUGGGGCCCUGGGAGAGUGACCUGGAGGACGAGGACACUGCAUCCGGAGGCAACAGGACCGCUGUCUACAGCUACUGGGCAUGGACGUCGGAUGCGGGGCCUAUGUGCCGCCUGCACCUCUGCCUGCUGCUUGGCGGGGCCCUCAGCGCCCUGGGGCUGCUGCAGCCCUAGGCAUGGCAGGGCUCAGAGCCAAAUCGGCCCCCCAGCCCGCACCCUCCCCGCAGGCCGCAGCCCACAGCCCACGGUCCUGGUGUCCAGAAAGGCUGCGUGGGUAAUGCCUGCCAGUCCCAGCAGGAGCUGCAUCCUCUCUUCCCUGUGACCCAGGUGCCACCUCCUGUUCACCAUCCUGCCCAAGCCCCUCCCGAACCUCCCCACAAUCAGCUCCAGGAUGCCUCACCCACCAUUUACAGGUCAGGGGGUUCCCCCAGAAAGGCAGGUGUCCCGUGGCUCCUGUACCGUCUGGGCCAGCUGCCUGCCAUCUCUCCAGAGCUGCCUCAAAGACAGGUGCCAAGACUAGGCUGUUCCGGCCACUCCGUCUCCUUGGAACCCACCCUGGACACUUGAGCGGUGUGGACAGUGCUGACCACCAGGCAGAGAGGUGCACAGAGGACUGUGGUGGCCUCCCCCAUAGAAGCUGUCACAAUGGACUAAAGGAAUUGAUUUGGAGAAGGGAAGAGGUUCCUGCUCACAGACUGAAGCCUGGAGAAUGUCAGGUGCUGACCCUCUGUGGAUCUCAGGGCCAGGCUUGCCCACUCGUGGUUCUGUGGACAGUUCCCAGGAGGACACCCUGCCCACGGGCUGCCCUGCCCCCCGGCGCUCUGUGCAGAUGCUCUGGGACCCACUGCCAGGGCCUCCCUUGGAGCCACUAUGCUCUGACUUGAAACAAGUCACUUGACUCUUCACGGGACCUACUUUGGAAAAAGCAACAUUUUGUUUAAACAUCAAGAUCUUUCCAUUCCCUUUGAACUUCAGGUUCAAAUCCCGGGACUGCAACUGCCACUCCCACUGAAGAGCCCUCCCCGGCCUGGUUCGCUGUGUUCUAGGCAGACAGGUAGCAAGUAGGCAGCAGCAACCCUCAGCGGACAGCACCCCCUCAAAGGUGAGGCUGUGGUGCAAAUGGAAGAGGCUGGGAGCUCUAGUCGCAUGACCAUAGGCAGUACCUGGAGGAAGGCGGAGGUGGCUGGGCCCCAGGACCCAGCAAGGCAUGAGAGCCUCCCUCAGUAGAAGGAAGCACCCAGGAGGCAGAGCUCCUCUAACAUCUCGGGGUGUCUAAACACUCCAGACAUUCUGAAGGUAGGGCCACAGGGCUGAUGUCGAGGAGCUUCUAAGGGAACACAGGGUUUGCCUAUGGCACCCAACACCCCUAAGUAUAAGGCCAACCCUUAGCCUCUGGGGCAUCUGUGAAUUCAGCCCUGGGGGAGCAGCUCUUCGUGUACUCCAGCUCUACCACCACCGCACCCCGAGGCAGGGCAGCUCCCAGGCUGGCUCCUGGGGACCUCACCCUCCCGGUGCUCAGCAAGAGCCUCCCAGAAUGCGCCCUCGUCCCCUGGACCUCAGGGCCUUUGGACUCAGUGACGGACAGCACGCAGGGAGCCUGUCACCUCUGCUCUCCCACAGCUGGCUCUGGUCAGGGGCCAGGGGCCUCUAGGCUUUCCACAGGACUCGGACCAAGUGUUCUUCUCCAAAACACGAAGCUGCAGGAGGAAGCCUCGGCAGCCUCCUGUGUCCACACUGCCAGUAUUCUUGGGGUGCAGCGAGCCCAGACGCUCCUCCUUCCAUUCCCGACCAAGCUCCAUGCUACCAAAGACCAGUGAGCCGUGGCCAAGCCCUGCCCAGGGCCUCAGAGGCAGUGUGACCGUCCUGCUACUUUAUCUGCAGGGAGCAGGAAAGUCAUCGUGCACAAGGCCGAGCUUUCUCCCCAAGGGCCCGACAUGUGGGCCCAGUGUGGCUGCGCUCAGCCACUCAGAUGACCACCAGGACUGAGCCAUCAGCUCGCUCUGGAAUCGAGAUGCCACACUCCAGUCAAGAGCGCAUUUCAUCCCCAACCCUGGGAGCACGUCUGGCGUUUGGUGCGGGCCCGAAUCUUUGAAUCCCUCAGGGUUCCCGCAGGAGGCAGAGGGUGCUCAGGUGGAUCAUCUCGGGGUUAGCCAGGGUUUGUGGAGUGUGGGGAACCCACGUGGGUAGUGGGACCUGGGGGGAACCCACAUAAAUAGUGGGAGCUAGAAGGGAACCCAAUGGGUAGUGAGACCUACAGGAAGGCCAGGCCACCCCGACAGAGCAGCCAGGGCUACUGACCGGGAAUCUGCUCCCCGCACCCCACCCAUCCUUCCUCUGUUCUUUUCCUGCCCCGUGGACCCCUUCAGGUGCAAUGACAAAUGCUGGGAGGCACCUGGGAAGUGCCAUCGUCCAUCAGCUAGAAGGUGCUCAGAAGCAGUGGGAGCCCUAGGUCCCCGCUGACCAUACCAGAGACCCUCCCAGCCAGUACCCGUUACCAAGGGGACAGGCCAGUCCUUGGGUUCUGCCACGAGUACUGGACCCUCCUGUCCACAUUUGUGUGCACAUUGCAGUAGCGUCGUGAAAUAAACACUGUCCUGGCAACGACGCCUCCUCAUUGCAGGACCCAGGACACUGCAUCAGGUGACUCCACAUCCCUC
This is a messenger RNA of Myotis brandtii (Brandt's bat), 2785 nucleotides long. It is a transcript of the gene SPRN, whose product is annotated as shadow of prion protein homolog (zebrafish). Gene Ontology annotation, biological process: protein import into nucleus. Gene Ontology annotation, cellular component: nucleus; membrane. The transcript is spliced from 2 exons. Bases 12 to 302 code for a protein of 96 amino acids. The record is from RefSeq and is a predicted model, not a curated record. Lineage: Eukaryota; Metazoa; Chordata; Mammalia; Chiroptera; Vespertilionidae. Gene Ontology annotation, molecular function: nucleic acid binding.